This is a messenger RNA of Helicoverpa zea (corn earworm), 4687 nucleotides long. RefSeq names its product protein O-mannosyl-transferase Tmtc3 (gene Tmtc3). Gene Ontology annotation, biological process: protein O-linked glycosylation via mannose. Gene Ontology annotation, cellular component: endoplasmic reticulum. The coding region runs from base 370 to 3075 and encodes 901 amino acids. The transcript has 12 exons. Gene Ontology annotation, molecular function: mannosyltransferase activity; protein binding. The record is from RefSeq and is a predicted model, not a curated record. Lineage: Eukaryota; Metazoa; Arthropoda; Insecta; Lepidoptera; Noctuidae.
CGGCGAAUCGGCCCAGUGAGCGGGCGUGUCCACGCGCGUCGAAACGAAACUAUCACAUAAAUGUCAAAUUAAAUAAUUUCGCAAAAACAUAGUGACAUGUGCUUCGUUAUAACCUAAACAUUCACAGUAACGUAAUGUUUUUAGUGUUGGAUAGUGUAAAUGUACGCAUUAGUCGUUUUUAAUCUCUGAUUUUGUGUAGCAAAAUUUAUUACCCCGGCUCUAUUCGUGAUUGUGUUUUCGCUAGCCACUAAACAUUUCUGGCGGCUCGGUUUUGCCGUUUCGUAAAUGACUGUACUUAUUAGGAACUGUUUGAAAUAGUGUUUUGUGUUUAUUAGGAAAUAAUAAUAGUUUGCCGAUGUGAUACUAUACAUGAUGGACCGCGUGAGUGGCGUGUGUAGGUUCGGAGGAGUGAUGUCGGCGGUAAGAACCAGAACUGGUCGUAGUAAGCGGCGCCUGACGGGUCAGAAUCAGAUGCCUGAGGAUUUGCCCGAGCCCCCGCGCCGUGGUCUAGGUGCUAUUCUGGUUCUCGCCUGCAUACUCGUCUACCACAACUGUUUGUACUGCGGUUUCGUCUUCGAUGACAUAAGUGCCAUAAAAGAGAACAGAGACUUGAGACCACAGACUCCAAUAUCAAACAUUUUCCUCAACGACUUUUGGGGGACUCCUAUACAUAAGGAACAAUCGCACAAGUCAUACCGGCCGCUGACGGUGCUGACCUUCCGAUGGAACUACGCCAUCCAUGGUCUGCAGCCAGCAGGCUACCAUCUAGUCAACUUGCUGUUACACGCUCUCGUGUCACUGCUGUAUUACAGGGUGUGCGCAAUGUUCCUGCCGGAGUUCGCGAGUUUCGUCGCCGCCAUCUUGUUCGCCGUACAUCCCAUUCAUACUGAGGCGGUGACGGGUGUGGUCGGGCGCGCAGAGAUGUUAUCUUCACUAUUCUUCCUGGGCGCACUCCUGUGUUACGCGCGCGCCUCUCAGCGGAGAAGAUACACAGACUGGCGCUACGUCGUAGCGUGCACUGCGUGCGUCGGCGUAGCAAUGCUUUGCAAGGAGCAAGGCAUUACCGUCACCGGCGUUUGCGUGGUCUACGAACUUUUCGUAGCACAAAAACGUCGAAGUUCAGGGGGUAUCAGCCGCUGGUCGUGGGUGGACGCAUGGGGCAAAGGCUCCGGUUGGGGGUGCGCUUGCGGCGAGGCGGCGCGCAGGGUUGCCACAGUAUGCUGUGCCACGCUCGCGUUGUUGGCCGCUAGGCUACACGUGAUGGGUGCUCAGCUGCCGGUCUUCACGAGGUUCGACAACCCUGCCGGAGCUGCGCAACCACCUGCCAGGCACUUAACAUUUGCCUACCUACCAGCUCUAAACGCGUGGCUGCUAACACUCCCUGAGGCGCUGUGCUGUGACUGGACGAUGGGCACGGUAGCCUUACUGAAGACCUGGCGGGACCCUCGCAACCUCGCCACGUUGGCGCUGGUCGUCAUCAUAGUGGCUGCCACCAUACAUGCCUUGCGGACUAGAUCGUCUGCACUUUCUAUGGGCUUAGCACUCCUCGUGCUACCAUUUCUGCCAGCAUCAAACUUGUUCUUCCCCGUCGGCUUCGUGGUGGCCGAGCGAGUUCUCUACAUGCCUUCAAUGGGCUGGUGUCUUCUAGUAGCCCACGGUUGGCGACUCCUGGCCAAGAGACGAGCAAAACUCGCCGCCAGUGCACUCAUUUUUCUCCUCUUAGCAUUCAGUGCAAAAACUUAUAUGAGGAAUUGGGAUUGGAAGACUGAAUAUUCAAUAUUUGCUUCGGGACUGAAGGUAAAUCGUAACAAUGCCAAAUUGUACAAUAACGUAGGACAUGCCUUAGAAGCGGAGGGGAAGUACGCAGAAGCGUUAGAAUUCUUUAACACAGCAGUCAGUGUGCAACCAGAUGACGUUGGAGCUCACAUCAACGUGGGAAGGACCUACAACCACCUAGGACGAUACCAAGAAGCUGAAGACGCUUAUGUGAGAGCUAAAUCUCUUCUACCAAAGGCCAAACCUGGAGAAUCAUACCAAGCGAGGAUAGCACCAAACCAUCUGAACGUAUUCUUGAAUCUUGCCAACUUAAUCUCUAAGAACGCCACGCGACUAGAAGAGGCAGACAUGCUUUACAGACAAGCCAUCAGCAUGAGAGCUGAUUAUACACAAGCUUACAUAAAUAGGGGCGAUAUUUUAAUUAAAUUAAAUAGGACCAAAGAAGCUCAGGAGGUUUACGAAAGGGCUUUGCUGUAUGACAGCGGGAACCCUGACAUAUAUUACAACCUGGGAGUGGUCCUAUUAGAACAAGGCAAGCCCUCACAAGCGCUGGCCUAUUUAGACAAAGCAUUGGAACUGGAACCGGAACACGAACAAGCUCUCCUGAACUCGGCUAUACUGCUGCAAGAACUUGGCGCCGCUGACCUCAGGCAUUUGGCCAGGCAGCGUCUACUCAAACUACUUGAUAAAGAUGCAACAAACGAGCGCGUCCACUUUAACCUCGGCAUGGUAUGCAUGGACGAGGGUGACGCUGAAUGCGCCGAGCGGUGGUUCCGGGCCGCCGUCCACCUCAAGCCUGACUUCCGAUCAGCGCUGUUCAACCUAGCGCUGCUCCUCGCAGACAGGAGGAGGCCUUUAGAAGCAGCCCCUUUUCUCAAGCAGCUGGUCAGGCACCAUCCCGACCAUGUGAAGGCGUUGGUCCUUUUGGGAGAUAUCUAUAUUAAUUCGGUUAAGGAUUUGGAUGCGGCCGAAAGUUGUUACCGGCGUAUCCUAGAGCUGGAGGCGGACAACGUGCAAGCCUUACACAACCUGUGCGUGGUGGCCGUGGAGCGCGGCAAGUUAGCCGCCGCCGAGCACUGCCUGGCGCGCGCGGCUGCGCUGGCGCCGCACGAGCACUACAUCCAGCGCCACCUCGCCGUGGUGCGCGCGCGGCGCCAGGCGCAGGCCGCGCCCCCCGACACGCCCCCCGACACGCCCCCCGGCCCCGCCCAGCCCCCCACGUCCGCCACCGAGGUGCGCGCCCGGUGGAACUACAUCCCUCAACAACCCCCAGACCCCCACGAAACUGACGACUCAUAACACAGACGCUGAACAAAAUACAACCUGUACAUAAUUUUGCUUAGGAAUCUUCUUCGAACACCAAACUGAACCAGUUUUAUCUGCCUAUCGAUUAUUUUUAUAAUUUCUUCGAACAAUCAGGGUAUUACCUUCUAUCUGAGUCGGACAUAAUGUACUGUAUUUCACCUUGCUGUUGCUUGACUUAGAUUGUUUCCCUUCGAAGAUAUGUAACGUACGAUACUAUAGAUUUUAUAACGGUACUGAGCGAAGUGUUUACGCCAAACGAUUAUAAUAAAAUUAUUGAUCUCGUAGAUAAAAAACUUCAUUUGCAUAACGGCGUUUCGUGAUAUUAAUUAAUUAAAGACAUCAUUAAUUAUAAUUGUGUAUGCCAUAUAUAAAUAGGUAUUAUGUAGAAUAUGUUUCAACGAGCUUUUGUCAUUAGCCCGGUAUACGGAAUGUAUGGACAAUUACAAUAUGUGUGUAUUUAAAAAUAAAUGGAAAUAGCAUAAUAGGAUGAAUAAAACUGUUUCCAGUAAAUUAUCAUCUAAAUUUCUCUAGUCACAAUGCUCGUUUCGAUUAAAUGUUUGGUUAUUUACUACUAGUUAGAAUAUGAAAUACAUUGCAUUGUACAUGAAAAUUAUGUAAAGUUGAAUGACCCCGUGCUUCGAGUAGGCGUGGGAUAGCCCCCGCACGCGAACCCAUCAUGUUACGUAUGUAGCCGAACUACAUUUGUAUAAAGGAUCAGUCAUUAACCAGUUGACAUUAUCGCAUACUCACCGUCCAAGAAAGUCUUUGGAGUUCAGUGAACACAGUGGGAAAUGAUAACGACGUCAAGAAAUAUUAAAAAAUAUAUAUAUUAUUUCAAUCAGUUUCCUAGCCUUUGAAUUUAAUUUCAGUUCUGAAUUUAUAAUGAAUCACCUAUUUAACACACUGCUGUUAUGUUUCUUUUUAUUUUGUUCCUAAUUUUUAGUAAUGUGUAAAUAUGACAAUAUGCUUUUGACCCAAUUUCUGUUUCUACUGGCACCUAACGGUAUAAUGAUUAAUGCCCUUUUUAUUUAGAGGCAGUUGGUAAGAUUCUCCAUCAGUUAAUUGAUCUCAAAAAUUGUGUAAUUUAUCGCUUUAGAUUUUAGUUACCUGCCUUCGAUAAAACACAGUCUAACACUAUUUUCUCCUCCAUCAAGUACACAGAGUGCCUAAGUAUGUACUUAUAGAACUGUAUAAUUUUCUUAGAAUAAUAAUACUGUAAGAUAACAUUGUAAUUCUCUGAGGAUUACGUUUUCUAACAAAUAUUACAGCAGUGUGUAUGCUAAUUCGCUAACUUUUGUAUGUAACUAAUCCAAUUUGUUAGCUGGGCAUACAUUUGUAAAAUAAAUAUUAUUUUCUUAUUAAUUAAAGAUAUUACGUAAAAAAUGAAAGUGAUCGACCGUUAUUAGAAUUAGAUGUGAAAAAAAUGUAAUGUUGUUAAUGUUUUAAGAUAAAAAGUAACUUUUGUAAAAACUGAAUUUUUUACAAUGUCUUGAAACAUUUCUUGGGAACUCUUUUAUGAGUUGAUGAAUUCGUAAGGACCCCGAAUAUUGUAACUAUUUGUCGUCAAAACGUUUAUUUUUAUAAAAUAAAAUGUUUCAAAUGAUAA